This is a messenger RNA of Schistosoma curassoni, 1752 nucleotides long. The record is from the annotation of a GenBank genome assembly. Lineage: Eukaryota; Metazoa; Platyhelminthes; Trematoda; Strigeidida; Schistosomatidae.
AUGUACAAUAAUCUCUUAUAUAAUAUUGUUUAUAAACGAAUUAUAAUAUUAGGACAUCAUAUAUUAUUAUUAUUAUCAUCAUCAUCAUCUAUGAUAUUUGAAAAUUCCGCUUUCUUAUCAAUUCAACAGUUUCAAUAUUAUAUUCAUUCACACAUAGAAUUAUUAUUAAAAAAUUUCUGUAAUCAUUUUAAUAUAAAAUUUUUUAUUAUUUUAUUAAUGAUUAUUAUUAAAAGUCAAUUAAAAUAUGAUUUAUUUCAUUCAAUGAAUCUGACAGUUGAUGCAUCUAUCUUAACCCCAACACCAACACCAAUAACAACAAUUAAUACAUUCAAACAAUAUUAUCAUAGACCAUUAAGAUAUUAUUUACAAUUAUCUAAUGAACAAAAACAAUCACUUAGAUCCUAUUUAUAUCAUUCAGAUCAUUGGCUUACACAACAAAUGAAUAAUCCAUUUUUAUCUAAUAUCAUUACAAAUGAUCAUGGUGUUAACUCUUAUGAUAAUGAAAAUGAUAAAAAUCCACAAUUCAAUAAUCUUCAAUAUAAUGAAAAAAUACAAUCUAUAAUUGAAAAAUUUAAAAAUAAAAUUUUACAUCAAUUGCAUUUGAAAACGGUACCAAAAGUCAAUGUGAAUAAUGAAUCUGAAUGGAAUUCAUUACCAAUAAUAUUACGUAAUCGAUUAAAAGCUGAAAUUGAUGUGAAUAAUCAAUUCAUUGAUAAACCAAUUGGACAAGAUGAAGAGAAAGAAACAUUGAUUUUAUUAAAACAAUACCAACCGCCAGUGAAACUGCCCAAUCCAAAUAUAUUUACAUUAAAAGUAGCCGAACAAAUUGAUCCAACUCAUAUAAGCCGAGUUACUCUUCAUGUCGAGAUCAACGGUGAAAUUCGUCCAAAUUCAAUCUUCACUUUAUGGGAAAUUCAUCCUACAUUAUUUAAACCAAAUUUUUUAUGGUUUAAUGAUAUUAAUGAUAAUAAUAAUGAUAAUGAUGAUUUAACAGCUGAAUCGUUACCACAAACUGAUAUCAAUGAUUAUAAUGAAAUGGAAAAUGAUCAGAAAUUUCAAUCAUCCAAUUUAUUCAAUGAUCCAUAUAGAUUAUCUAUUAAUGAUUUCCAAAGAAUGUUUAAAUUAAUUAAACCAGAAAUAGCUAAAACUAUGAUACCUCAAAAUAAUUUGACAUCUAUGAUAACAUUGAAUAUUACAAACCGUAUGAUUCAUUGGUUAAAAUAUAAUCAUAUAAAAAUUCAAGCCUAUAAACCAUUAAUAAGAUAUUUAAUGAUUAUGUGUAAUGAUUGUGAUAAUGAACAAAAUAUUAUUGAUCCAAAAAAGGUUGUUAUGGAAAUUAAAUAUCGUCCACGUUUAAAAAGACAGAGGCGUUCAUUAACUAAAGGAGACGAGACAAUAUACAAUGUAUGUCGUUCCAAUGGACACCAUUAUAGUUGUUGUACACAACCAUUAUCUGUUAAAUUUUCUGAUAUUGGUUGGGAUAAUUGGAUUAUACACCCGAAAAGUUUUGAACCGAAUUAUUGUCGAGGAUCCUGCAAAGUCACAUCAACAAAAAGUCUACACUAUGAUGUUAUGGAUUUAUUAUUACGUAAGAAUUUAUCACAAUUUGGAAAUAUUCAACGUGAUGAUGUACAAUCUUGUUGUCAUCCAACUCAAUUAACUAGUAUGUCUGUUUUAUACUUGGAUUCAAAUCGUGAAUUACAAAUGCAUACUUUACAUAAUUUAAUUGUUUUAGGAUGUGCUUGUAGUUAA